This is a messenger RNA of Ectocarpus sp. CCAP 1310/34, 187 nucleotides long. The record is from the annotation of a GenBank genome assembly. NCBI's taxonomy places the organism in Eukaryota, Phaeophyceae, Ectocarpales, Ectocarpaceae.
GUCGGGCUUUCAUCAAAUUGAAAUUGCCGAAAAGGAUCGGUAUAAAACAGCCUUCCGUGACGCAGACGGCAUGUUGUACGAGUUUACCCGUGCGGGUUUCGGACUAACAGUUCUACCUUCCGCGUUCACGCGUCGAGUGAAGUCUGUUUUAGGAAUUAUCGAUGGCGUGUUUAGCUGGUUGGACGAC